UUUUCUCCCUCUCUCUCUCUAGAACAAUAUUCUUCAACAACUCAGCGUCUCUCUCUCUCUCUCUCUCUCUCUCUCUCUAUAACGAACCCUUAGCCCUCGAUUGCAUUCGAAAUCUGUGGAUUAAUUGAUUAUUUUGAACCAUUAAUCGCUCUGUAGAGCUUCUGGAUUCGUCGUUUGAUUCUCCUUACUACGAACUAGAUAACGCUUACCGAUCCGAGUAAUUUGAACAUGGCCGAUUCUAGGAAACGAGACGCCGGAGACGAUCGUCCAAACGCCGGCGAGGAUGCGUCGGAUUCGCCGUCUACCGUCGAUUCUCGAUCUAACGCUGCCGCUGGAUCCGAGCGCGAGACUCGAGUUUCUUCAGAUCCGUCGACUGAACAAGGCGGUACGCUAGGGGAGGAUAGGGUUUUGAGGUGGCUGCAGGCGUUGGAUAUUCAAGUCCUUGGGGCUUGUCGAGGCGACGAGAGGUUGAAGCCGUUGUUGAAGCUGGACGUUUCCAACGGAGUGGCGGAAGAUCGAUUGCUCGCUCAUCUUAGCCAGCACUUCGAGCCUGCGGAGAUUGGGAUGCUGGCGAGAUGUUUCUGCAUACCGUUGGUUUCGAUUCGCGUUGGGAAGAUCAAUAAGGAAGGGACCUUAAUGCGCCCUACUCCCAUAAGGGGUAACUUGAGCCUUAUGAUCCUGCCAACAUCAGACUUGCGACUCUCAUUUAUCGGAGACAAUGGCCACUCAGAGCAACUCUUUACUUAUGCCAACAAAUCUCAUUGCUCUGCGGUGUCAAUUGAGGAGAUAGCUGCGGACAGCUCUGGUAGAUCAUUUGUUAUAAGGAUCGCAAAUGGCAAUGCUUUUUACUAUUGGUGCUCAGAGAAGUCAAAACUUCUAGGAAUUGAACUGCGUAGGAAGAUGGAUGAAUUGAUCAAGAAGAAGCCAUCAAUCUCAGAACUAACUGGAAUUGAAGAAUCACGUCUUGGCUCUGUUGCGUCUCAUCUCCGUUUGUAUCUCAUGGGCUCGGUGGUGCCUAACAUCAAAGGUUGUCCAGUCCCAACUCCUGAUUCAUCAUCGUCUUCUGGCUAUUGUGAAACAACUGCUUCCUCCUCCGCUAGUUCGUCAUCAUUGAUAUCUCUUCGGACACGUCACUCUGAGACGCAGCUGUCAAAGUCUCAUGGAAACCUCAGCUCUAGCUCAAGUUCCCUUGAAGAAAACACACUGAGAUACUCUUCUCUACAUAUCUCAUCCAGAGAUGAAUCAAUGCAAUGCAGCGAAGGCUAUUUCUCGAUUUUUGAUAGUUUACCCAUCACCACCGUCCCCACAAGUGCAGAAUGUGAAGAAGCAGCAGAUGAUAGUAAUGGAAUCGGUCAAAUUCUUUUUUCUGAAUCAGCGGACUUGGGACUAACUUCACUGACCUUACCGCAACAGUUUCCUAUGAAGAUGGGUCCACCAGUGUUUUCUCCUUACUACUGCUGGUGCCCUCCAAGCACCUCAUCGAUUCACGCACCAUCUGCUUCUUAUCAGUUCCCUCCACUAUCCAUCGAGCUACCUUUGCUUCCACCUCUUUCCUCUUUACUACCAUCAUCAGGAUCAGAUGGGUUCUUGAUUCCCUCAUCGCCACUCGAUCUCUCCGACAUCCCUCCUUUGCCUUUAGUCCACCACAUACCCAUUCCUGGCGCAACAUCAUCAUCAUCAUCUUCCCAGCAGCAGAUGAUGAUUCCUUUAAUGUGCGACCCUAUUGUUCAUAUACCGGUUAUGGAUAUAUGCUCGUCGGGUCAAGCAUAUCUGGUAAGCGCUGGACCUACGGGGAUGAUACCCACGGGCAUGCCUCCCCUCCCGGUGGAGAAUGAGUCGCUGGUGGAGAAAGGAGCAAGAGAGACGCUGAGAUUGCUCAUAAGCGGAGCCAGUGCAACAACGUCUGCUCCUUUGAACCACCACGGAAGCAGAGGUCUGUACAAUGGGACAAGGGACGUGAGUGGAGUGAGCUUGUUUGCACCCAUUGGGCUGAACCAAAACAAUGCAGGUGAGGGAGGAGAUGGUAGUGGUGAGAGCGUGAGCUCAGGCGAAGCAGAGUACGUGCCUCCCAGAGAGACUUCUGGUUAGUUUUUUUUGGUUCUUUGCAAAGUGUUUUUCUUUCCAAAAUGGAAAUCUAAAAAAAGUGUAUAGAAGGGGUAUCCUUUGCUUAGUUCUUUGUGAAAACUCUUUUGUUCAUCCAAACUCUUUUGUUCUAAAGGUGUAAUUAGUCCGUUUUCUCUUUGUA
Brassica oleracea var. oleracea is the source of this 2245-nucleotide messenger RNA. RefSeq lists its product as uncharacterized. The transcript has 4 exons. NCBI's taxonomy places the organism in Eukaryota, Viridiplantae, Streptophyta, Magnoliopsida, Brassicales, Brassicaceae. The record is from RefSeq and is a predicted model, not a curated record. Bases 229 to 2088 code for a protein of 619 amino acids.